Molecule: messenger RNA, 1245 nt
Organism: Nerophis ophidion (straightnose pipefish)
Lineage: Eukaryota; Metazoa; Chordata; Actinopteri; Syngnathiformes; Syngnathidae
Product: E3 ubiquitin-protein ligase RNF220-like
Exons: 13
Coding region: 1-930 (309 amino acids)
Biological process (GO): protein ubiquitination
Molecular function (GO): ubiquitin protein ligase activity; metal ion binding
Source: RefSeq, a predicted model, not a curated record
AUGUUACACCACCUUGUUGGUGAGGGCCACACCUCCAUGAUGACACUCAGACCGCUAUCAGGUAGAUGUUACACCACCCUGUUGACCUUCCUGCGCGUGCGAGCCAACAGACACACCCGGCUAAACGUCGAAGAGCUCUGCUGGUGCAGGUGCUACGUCACACCUGCGCCGUUACGGCCGCACGGCGCGGGAGUCCACCUGGACUGCACACCAGCUGAAUCCAGAAACAUCAGUGCAGCACUGGAUGAAAGAUGCCAAGUACGCAUCAGCAGACUGAAGAGGAGGAAAGCGGAGGAUGGGCAGGAGGUCCAUGCAAACACGACACUGUCGGAGGACGAGUGGAGCGAGAGGAGGAAGAUACAGAUGAUGUCGCUCCUCGGAGGCUUCAAAGGCGCCAUGUUGGUGAGCAGCAGAGCCAAAGAAGGUCGGGACAGCGACGCUGAUCUGGACGUGGACGGGGACGACACCUUAGCGUACGGCCGAGCUCAAUACUGUGAGACAGACGUGAUGAUGUCUGCAGGAGACAACAUCAAAGAGACCACCGCCAACAGCUCCAUGCCGGACUCUGCAGACCACAGACCAACGUGCACACGGUCCAGCCAAGGAAGUCCUUCCACCAGCACCGAGCGACUGGACGCGCUCCCCAAGAGCUGCAACCACACCGAUACGGACAUGCUCUCAGAAGACGACACGCUGACGUCGCUGGACGCUCUGAAAGCUCGGAUACGAGACUUAGAGAAGCAGUUGUGUAAAGGAGACAGAUUUAAAUGUCUGAUCUGCAUGGACAGCUACACCACCCCACUCACCUCCAUCCAGUGCUGGCAUGUCCACUGCGAGGAGUGCUGGCUCAGAACGCUGGGCGCCAAGAAGCUGUGUCCUCAAUGCAACACCAUUACGUCACCCGGGGACUUGAGGCGGGUCUACCUGUGACGAGGGCGGGGCUUGUGAGCAGCUGGCCUGACUCCUCCCCCCCCCACUCACUUCUGACCUUGGAGCUACUUUUGAAGUCGGCGCCACCUUUUCAGAAUAAUCUCGACUCUUUGAGGGACUUUGAAAGACUUCCUGCUCCCUGAUUGGUGAAAAAAAAAAAUCGAUAUUUAUCAAUUUUAUAAACCGUUUUUGUGUUAGUUUUUUUUAAAUGUAAAUGUUUUUUUUGGUGUGUUUGGUGUUUGUUUAUCCUGACCUGCUCCUGCAUUGAUGCCAACUUCCGCUCUUCACCCCUGUUACCAAAAUAAAAGAUGUGGU